Messenger RNA from Saimiri boliviensis boliviensis (Bolivian squirrel monkey), 1228 nucleotides. The record is from RefSeq and is a predicted model, not a curated record. Lineage: Eukaryota; Metazoa; Chordata; Mammalia; Primates; Cebidae.
AAACCUCAGGACCUUUUCUUCCUGAGCUAAGGUAAACAAUAUUGUCCCUCAUAACCCUGGUCUCCAAAACGUUGCAGGAAAGUUAAGUCCUGAGCCUAGAGCUGCCUUUUCCACAGACAACUGAACUACCUCAUACAGAUGUGCUUUUAUGGGCAGCAGACAGAAGGAGCUGAAUCCAGGAGUUUCCUUCCCUGAAAUGCCCCAAUAGAGGCACAGUCCUCCACCUUCCCUGGAACAGAAGGGCUUUCAUCUGUCUAUCUGGAGCCAUCUCCUCUCCUGUUUAUGCCCAGAACUGCUUUCCAACCCCAUGGAGUGCCCCUGUACCUAACUAUAGACACUGAGUCUACCAGGUGUUCCUGAGGAGACAACAAAGCCAAUCGCUCCACACUCUUCUGAUUUUCUCUGCCUCACAGGGGAGAACAGCUGGAUCACCAUGAAAUUUGUCUUCUAUUUGGGUGUCCUUGCUGGAACCUUUUUCUUUGCUGAUGCAUCUGUUCAGAAAGAAGACCCUGCUCCCUAUUUGGUAUACCUCAAGUCUCACUUCAACCCCUGUGUGGGCGUUCUCAUCAAACCCAGCUGGGUACUGGCCCCAGCUCACUGCUACUUACCAAAUCUGAAAGCGAUGCUGGGAAAUUUCAAGAGCAGAGUCAGAGACGGUACUGAGCAGACAAUUAACCCCAUCCAGAUCAUCCGCUACUGGAACUACAGUCAUAGCGCCCCACAGGAUGACCUCAUGCUCAUCAAGCUGGCUAAGCCUGCAACGCUCAACCCCAAAGUCCAGCCCCUUCCCCUCGCCACCACCAAUGUCCGGCCAGGCACUGUCUGUCUACUCUCAGGUUUGGACUGGAGCCAAGACAACAGCCGACACCCUGACCUGCGGCAGAACCUGGAGGCCCCUGUGUUGUCUGAUAAAGAAUGCCAGAAAACAGAACAAGGAAAAAGCCACAGGAACUCCUUGUGUGUGAAAUUUGUGAAAGUAUUCAGCCGAAUUUUUGGGGAGGUGGCCGUUGCUACUGUCAUCUGCAAAGACAAGCUCCAGGGGAUUGAGGUCGGGAACUUCAUGGGCGGGGACGUCGGCAUCUACACCAAUGUUUACAAAUAUGUAUCCUGGAUUGAGAACACUGCUAAGGACAAGUGAGACCCUACUUCUUCCUCUGCAUUCCACUGGCUCUGCCAUGGACUGUACAAGCAGAUAAUUUUCCCUCAAUUCAAAAUAAAAUCUCCAAAU